GUGCUCAAAAAGGGCGAGGGCAAGUUCCAUCCGAAGAAGGAUACAACCUGCAGCUGCCACUACGCCGGCACCACCCUCAGUCUCACACCCGACGCCAUCAACCUGCCAGAGGAUCAGUGGUCGGAGUUUGACUCCUCGUACAAGCGAGGAGAUCCUACAGAUUUCGCUCCGAAUCAGGUCAUCAAGGGCUGGACGGAAGCAAUGCAGCUCAUGGUAGAGGGUGACAAGUGGGAGCUCUACAUCCCCUCCAAGCUCGGCUAUGGGGAUGGCGGCAGUGGUCCCAAGAUCAAUGGUGGCGAGAUGCUGAUCUUCAGGAUGGAGAUGCUGAAGAUCGUGGGCGCCGGCAAGGUGCGGGCCGCCAAAUGUGAUCUCAAGACUCGCGAGAACUGCGA
This is a messenger RNA of Symbiodinium sp. CCMP2456, 392 nucleotides long. The record is from the annotation of a GenBank genome assembly. Lineage: Eukaryota; Dinophyceae; Suessiales; Symbiodiniaceae.